This is a messenger RNA of Musca domestica (house fly), 1597 nucleotides long. RefSeq names its product hydroxysteroid dehydrogenase-like protein 2 (gene Hsdl2). The transcript is spliced from 2 exons. Lineage: Eukaryota; Metazoa; Arthropoda; Insecta; Diptera; Muscidae. Bases 91 to 1320 code for a protein of 409 amino acids. The record is from RefSeq and is a predicted model, not a curated record. Gene Ontology annotation, cellular component: mitochondrion.
ACCUUUCUCAGUUGGAAUUUGGACUUUCACUACUUUCACAACCUUCAUUUAGUUAUUUUCUGUUAUUAGUUUUUGACUUGUUGCGCUACGAUGAUCAAUACGGGCAAAUUGGCUGGGAGGACUCUGUUUAUAACUGGAGCCUCGAGAGGAAUUGGAAAAGCAAUAGCUCUUAAAGCUGCUCGAGAUGGAGCAAAUAUUGUUGUAGCUGCAAAAACAGCUGAACCUCAUCCCAAAUUACCUGGAACAAUUUAUAGCGCAGCUGAGGAGAUUGAGAAAGCCGGUGGAAAAGCCCAUCCAUGCAUCGUUGAUGUCAGAGAUGAACACCAGAUUCGCCAAGCCAUACAAGAGGCCGUAGCCAAGUUUGGAGGCAUCGAUAUUUUGAUAAAUAAUGCCAGUGCCAUUUCUUUAACACCCACACUGAAUACGGAGAUGAAAAGGUAUGAUCUGAUGCACCAUAUAAACACACGGGGCACAUUUUUGACAUCGAAGGAGUGUCUUCCUUACCUAUUAAAGUCAAAUCAUGCCCAUAUCUUAAACAUCUCGCCCCCGUUGAACUUAAACCCCAAAUGGUUUGCUCCACAUGUGGCCUACACAAUGGCAAAGUACGGAAUGUCGAUGUGUGUUUUGGGAAUGGCUGAAGAGUUUCGGGAUAAGGGCGUUUCAGUUAAUGCGCUAUGGCCUCGUACGGCUAUACAUACGGCUGCUAUAGAAAUGUUAACAGGACCGGACAGUGCACAGUUCUCCCGCAAACCUGAAAUCAUGUCAGAUGCGGCUUAUGCAAUUUUGAUAAAAGAGCCUCGUAAUAAUGAAACUGGACGCUUCUAUAUUGAUGACGAAGUUCUCCAAGCUAAUGGCGUUACCGAUCUGAAGCAAUAUGCCUGUUACCCUGAGAAUUCAGAAAAGUUAAUGCCUGACUUUUUCCUGGAUGAUGUUAUUCCCGAAGCUGCAUCCGAUAAUACGGCAACGAGCAAAGAUGUCGAAUCUGGUGACAUUCCUAAUCUCUUCAAUAAAAUACAAACUCUGAUCUCUUCCGAAAUCGUGGGAAAAGUGCAGGCUGUAUACGAGUUCAAUAUUACUGGAGAUGAGAAGGGUACUUGGUUCCUAGAUUUGAAAAAUGGAUCGGGAUCAUGCGGUCGUGGCUCGGCUCCCGUACAACCAGACGCAGUCUUGACCAUGAAAUCAAAGAAUUUCACUGACAUGUUCGAGGGAAGACUAAAAGCGGCCCCUGCCUUUAUGAGUGGCAAGUUAAAGAUCAGUGGAGAUCUACAAAAGGCGAUGAAAUUGGAAAAACUCAUGAAAUCGUUAAAAUCUAGAUUAUAAGUUAAUAUUUAUCUUUUUAUGUAAACAUACUUUGUUUCAAUGCAUUUUGCCUUAUAUAUACAUAUAUACUGAAUACAUAUAUAAAGAAAUAACAUGUUAUGACUGUCAAUAAAUUUAUAAACAAAAAUACCAAUACCCAUUCGUUGAAUCAUAAAAUGAUCUUUGCCCCGCAUUCGAUCGCUGGUGUAGAGCAUUUCUCACUCACAUAUCAAUGAUCUAUAUUCUACUUGACGUAUACUUGCAAGCAAUGGAAUAAAUCACAAUCUUCAAAUUUUAA